GACCAAACAAAAUCCACGAGCACACAGCCACACCUCGCUCACCACCGUUCAGACUACGGAGCGAAGAGGGCUCCCGGAAUCUCGGCGGCGGCGGCGGCGGCGGAGGCGGCAUUGGUCCCUGGCGCCUCCGGCAUACGCAGCCUAUCAGGAACAGACCGGCUCCCAAGUUCGUCGGCGGCGGCGUCGUCGUCGGCAGCGGCGGCGGCGGCAGUCGCUGGAACAUCGAGCUAGGUGACGGGGCUGUAUCGGGACCGGUGAGGACGACGGCAGCUAGGCCACCGACUUUCGGCAAUUCUCAGACAUGGCAUCAUCCACUGAUACAGAUAUGCUGGAAGAGCAUGUGCCCGUCAAGACAACUACUGUUCAAGUGAAGUGGUGUGGCAAUGAUUAUGAUGUGGUGGUACAAUCUGAUGCCGAUGUUGGAGAGCUAAAGCGACGUGUCGAACACGAUACGGAACUUCCUUUCAAGAGGCAAAGACAUAUAAACACUCAGACAAAUGAUGAAUUGGCUGAUAAUUAUCGUGUUUCUCUGUUGGACAGUCCACCCACGACGUUUCUCAUUGGGUUGAACAAACCGGACCUUCCACUCUACUCGCGGUAUUUUUCUUAUGACAACACAAACCGCAGCUGCUCUGUCAAGGCCAUUAAGCUAGGGAAGAAAAAAGACUUCCUUUCUGAUUUUCAUGAGGUGCCUACUGCCUUCUUCAGAGGAACCUACACUGUAGGGAGUUUCACCACUGAUUGCCUCUUGAAGUGGUAUGAUGCUAAAGACAAACACAAAGUUCUUUCUUCGCUCCGACUGAUGAGCACCUGGAGGCACCCAAAUGUGGUGGUGUUGCAGAAUAUCUACAAGUUGCACCCAGAUUAUCGUCUUAUAAUAUCCACCAGCUCUUUUGAUGGUACCUUAAAUGGAUGGCUCAAGCAUGGUGAAAAGAACAAGAUUGAAGAGAACAGGAUUUUAAAUAUGGAUGGAAAAUUCACCCCUGUUUUCAGCAGAAUCACACUAGAUCUACUUGAUAUCUUGGACAAGAUGAUUAGACGUAAGAUGUGUCCGAAAGACCUUACAGUUGACAACCUAUAUCUGAAGACUGUGAAUGGUCAACCUCAACUUAAAGUAUUCUUCGAUGAUGUUGAGGAUCUCAGGGAUAAGACUCAAAAGUAUAUGGAAAAACUAUAUGUGAAACUAUGUGCGGAGAUAAAGAAAAUUAUGACAGCCGACGUUUUGAUACAAAUGCACACAGGGACCAGGGUGUACUGUGAUUUCAUUGAGAAACAUGGUCCUGACUUCAUUGGCAAAAAUUUGGCAAAAGUUGCCAAGUUUUAUCCCAUUGAGUGGGAUGAUGAAGACAAGAGCAAGUAUCUCAUUGACAUAUUCUCAUCAACUCGAGAUUGUAAUGCGGCUCUUAAUGCUUGUGGAAUAAGAUGGCCAAGAAAUGAGUCUGAAGAUGACACGUGUCAGGAGCUGAAAACACUAAAAGAAAUGAUGGAAAGAGCGAACAUAGAUAACAACAAAAGGAAGGCGGCGCUGAAACUUCAAGGAGCCGAGGGUAGAGCUACGGCCAACAAGAUUAGGGAAUACAUAUGGAACUGUGAUAUUGACUAUCCAAAUGAUCUUGUCAGGCUCGUGAGGAACUUAUGGAAGCAUUUCUCCACGUACCCUCACUACAUUAAGACGCACCUUGUGGGUAGCCAAAGUGCUGUUUUGCACAAGUUCGAGCAGUGGUGCCCUGAUGUCUGGACGUUGAUCUACAACACCGUGGGCCAACCAUUUAUGUUGCCUUUCCUGUUUAGAUUUAAACUCCUUUCUCUCGUCAUGCAUGUUUUUAUUUUUCAUUGUGCUGCUACGACAUGCUUACAUGGUCUUGUGUUGGGUGCUACUUAGCUCAUACCACACCAUGUGGUUUCUGAAAGGCGUAUGUGGCCAGAGUAGAGCUGGUCUGUUGGGUCAAACAUUGGCUUCCUACAGUCUCCCCAUAGGUCCAUGGCCAGUUGGUGUUCACAGCAUAAAUUGGUAAUUUUUAGUCUUGUGUAGUCUGGCCAUAUAUAGGUCCAUGGCCAUACCAUGCAAUGCAGAAAAUGGAAACUGGUUUGUAGGAGUACUUUGUAGCAUGGUGAAUAAAUUGUUGCUGCAUGAAUAUAUCUCAAAUCAUUAGCAGGGACAAAGAGUUCAGUGCCUCCAUGUCAAAUGUCCUGACCUAGUACAUUCUCAAUAAAUGCUCCUGGCAUUUGAAGCAGUGGUGGUAUGUCCAGAGAGUAGAAUCAGGCGGACAACUAGGCAUCAUGCUGUGACUUGUGAGCAGGGCACCUUUUGGUCAAGUGAGCUAGUUGUGACUGCUGCUGUAAGCUCUGCCCAGCUAACUAGCUAGUAGUAGGAGAUUAUGAUGCACUUGACAUGGCUCGGGUCUAGCCUUUGCAAAGUCCAGUGAGACCACAACCUUUUGUUUAACCCAAUCCGGGGUGUCCUUUGUUCCAAAAUUUUAAAUAAAUCAAUCAAUCAAUCAUAAAGCUUGUUUGAUCUGUAUAUGGUUAUAAAUACUCUAGAUGAAUUUCUCGGGGGAUCUGCUUUACAUGCAUUGGUUUGACAUAUUUUGCAGGAAGCAAGAAGACUGGUGGUGGUGGAGGCAGCCAAGGAGAUUGCAAGCAAGGAGGCUGAAGCAACGUUUUUGGGAAUUCAGUAGCAUGCAUGGAAGUGACGAGAGCAAUGGGUAUUUUUUUUGGAAAAAAAUUAUAUGAGACCGGUCUCAUAUAAA
Triticum aestivum (bread wheat) is the source of this 2750-nucleotide messenger RNA. RefSeq lists its product as uncharacterized. The transcript has 8 exons. The record is from RefSeq and is a predicted model, not a curated record. NCBI's taxonomy places the organism in Eukaryota, Viridiplantae, Streptophyta, Magnoliopsida, Poales, Poaceae. The coding region runs from base 302 to 1882 and encodes 526 amino acids.